Messenger RNA from Chara braunii, 855 nucleotides. NCBI's taxonomy places the organism in Eukaryota, Viridiplantae, Streptophyta, Charophyceae, Charales, Characeae. The record is from the annotation of a GenBank genome assembly.
UGAAUUCGUGACAGUGAGUGUGUGCAUGCUCACAGUAAAGUGUCAUUGGUCGCGGUAUUACAGCAAUCGGGAGUUGGAGCACAGUCACGAGAUUUCGUUGGUGCUGGCGCAGCUGUGGCCGAAAGAGACGAUCACCGACGGCACGUUGGUAGGACUCUUGUGCGGGAAGAUCGAUAAGGGCAGGCGAGCAACAAUCGCCUACGAGCUUCUCACGUUCUUGUCUCAGCUCGUCGACGACCUGCCGACAGACAUCAUUUCCUACAAUCCGAGCGAUCCAAUCCAGGUUGAACCUGUGACUCUGGAAAGGAAGUUGACGCCAACCGUAAUCUGGGCGAAUUGCACAAAGGAUUACGGGCAGUAUCUAAGCGAUCACGAUCCUACGUUUUGGUGCUACUUGGACCUGGACGAACUUGUGCUGGAUAACUCCGACUUCGACGAGUUUUGGAAGGCCCAUCGGGAGAACGGGGAACUGCCGUCGGACGACGACCCGGGUCGCAUAGCCAUCGUCGGGCUAGCACAUGAAGAGGAGUCGGAAGCACAGUCGGCGUCAAAGGAAGAAGAAGAGGCGUCAGCACCCGAGCCCCGAGAGGCUCCUCCAGCAUGAGCAUCGCCUAUCAUCCGGGGGGGAUCCGCGUUGAAUCCCGCCAAUCCCUCAGACGCCACUAGUCGACACAAUGGCGCAACAACCUCCCGUCGGUGCCGCCGCUCUCGCUCACCAUCUCCCUCCGCUUCCGCCCCCUCCACGCUUCGUCCCCGUCCUCCUCCCAGCGUACCGUCCUUGUCUCGUCUUCCGCCGCCCCCUUGAUUACCUCUCCUUCCGUCCCCUCCCCCACCUUGAAUUCCCUCUGGACUAUC